CCCUGCUCCCAACGUCCGAUUGUCGCCUCUCGGUGCCUUGAAAGGCAGACGACGUGGUGCCUGUUUGGCAGACGAAGGAGUGAGCUCCGGUGCUGACUGAGGAAGUCUGGAAGGAGGGGGCGGGCAAGGAGAGGCUGGAGUCGGUGACACCCCCUCCUUCCCACGCUGCGAGCGCCCGGACGACAGCGAGAUGACAGCCGGGAGCCCGGGAGACUGCGGGGAGAUGCGGAGGAGCCCCGAGGGCCGCGUCUCCCGCCUGGGCCGCCGCCUGGGCCGCCGCCGGCGCCCGCGCUCUCCGCCCGAGCCUCUGCGGGUGCGGGCGCGGCUGCGGCUGCGCUCGCCGUCGGGGGCGUUCGCGGCCCUGGGGGCGCUCGUGGUGCUGGUGGGCAUGGGCAUCGCCGUGGCCGGCUACUGGCCGCACCGUGCCGGGGCCCCGGGGCCCCGAGCCGCCAAUGCCAGCUCACCCCCUGUUAGUGAGCUGCGACGCGAGGGUCGCGGCGCGGGCCGGGGUCAUGGUCCGCACGAGCGGCUGCGGCUGCUUGGGCCAGUGAUCAUGGGCGUCGGCUUGUUUGUAUUCAUCUGUGCCAACACGCUUCUCUAUGAGAACCGAGACUUGGAGACGCGACGACUCCGCCAGGGGGUGCUACGGGACCAGGCCCUCCGGCCCCCCGACGGCCCCAGCUGGGACUGCGCUCUCCUUCCCAGCCCUGGCCCAAGGACUCCCCUAGCCAUAGGCUGCGCUGAGCCAGAAGGUUGGGACCUGUCCCCGCGUCGGGGUACCUCACCCGUCCCGUCAGUGCGGAGUCUGCGUUCAGAGCCUGCUAAUCCUCGCCUCGGGUUACCUGCCCUCCUCAACCGUUACCCGCUGAAGGGUCCAGGGCUGGCCCCUCCCUGGGCUCCACGAACCCAGACUGGCCACGUGAUCAUCACGGUGCAGCCCUCUGGCUCCUGCAUUGAACAUUCCAAGUCUCUGGAUCUGGGCCUUGGGGAGCUCCUCCUUGGGACCCCAGCUGCUCGUGACUGUGCUCACAGAAGCUGGCCACGGCUGGACCGUCUCAGUCUGGGGGGGUAUGCCAAAUUGGGAGGAGAGAAUUUGGGGGCCCGGGUCUGAGGAGUAGGGGGGACAACCCGCUAUGAGGCUGCAGCAUGAACCAUGAUAACAGGACCAGAGACCAUAGCUGCUUCAGGCACAUCUCAGGUUGGGAUGGACCUCCGACCACAGCAGCUGUUAAGGCAUCCUACCUGUGUGUGGUAGCUGCACUAAGGCUUGGUGAGCCAGCAGGAGUGGUUUAAAGUGGAGUGUGGAGACCAGCAUGCCUCGGCCUCAGGAAUUUCUUCAGCCUCCAUAUGUGGCCUUAGCCCUGGACAGGUACCUGAGGGGACUGGAAGUCCAGGCCAAAGGUGAUGGGGAGAUGCACCCGGUGUCUUAACAAACCCAAAGUGGUGGGCAAGGACCUCUAAGACUUGGAAGGUAGGUUGGGAUGUUGCAGGCUGGGACAGACAGGCCUUCUCCAGAGUAGGGCUAGAGCUUGGGCUUCUGGGAAGAUGGGCAAUGGGAGGGUGCUGAGACCCUCCACUGCCAUCUGGGAUGGGGACUGAACCUUUAGCUCCCAUCACCUCAAACCCUUUCUUUCUUCAGCCAUGCAGGGUAUAUCCCACUAGGGCUAACUACUGCCAAUGUCUUCAUACUAAGGUCUGACCACUCCCCAGAGAGGUCUGAGAAGCCCUCCUCUUUUUAUUUCUUAUUUUUUUUUUAUUGUGGCCUGUGCCGCAGUCUCCCUUCAGCUGGCAAAAAGCAUUUGCCAGUUCUCAGAAACCCCUUUGUACAACACUGAAGCUGCAUUUGGGCCAAUGUGGGGAGCUUACUUUAGAAAAUGUUUUCAGGUUAGGUCUCCCCCAUCCAGCUUUAAUUUUCCCCAAGUUACUGAUAGAAGAGAAUACAAAAGUAGAUCAAUCCUUAGAGUCAGUGGGCUUUUUUUUUUUUUUUUGAAGUUUAUUGAAAAAUGCAAUACAAGAAGCAAGACCAAAUACAUACCUAAACACUACAACCACUUCUCUUACUACAAAAGGCCAAAACAGCAGACCUAAUUAUUGCCUAUUUAAUCUAGGGAUUUUGCCAAUUUGAUUCUGCUGCCAUGGUUCCUAUUUUGUCAAGAAAUGUAAACAACUACUUGAUAUGAUUCAUAAUUUUUUUAAAAAAUUUACAAAGCUCCUUCAUUUUUGUCACCAAAAUAAUACAUUUGAGAGAGAUUUGUAAAAACAACCAGCCUGGGGCUGAGCUCCUGGGCAGAGGUUUCCCAUGAGCAUCAAGGGGUGUUGGUCAAGCCAUAGCUCUGGCUCCAUUUCCCAAGGUAGAUGGUGGUCUCCUCACCCCUGGCUGCUCAAGGUUCCCCCAGAAUAUAGUGAUGGCCCCAGUGGGGGCGGGGAAUGAUGUCCCCUGCCRUUAGGCUUCCUGGGCCCUUGGUUGUGAGUGCAGACCUUGCUUCGUGGGUAGGUGGCAGAGCUCUCCUGUGGUUUGAAGGAAAUCUUUAGUUCUGAAGUAAAAAUAAAAUGGCAGUGAGAGUUGUUACUGUGGUGUGUCUGAGUCACUUUAGGAAUCGCUGUCUGGGACCCUGGAAGUGUGACUCUCCUCCCCACGCAUUACCAUUUCUACCUGGACAGUCUAUUUUUUUCUUCUCACACAUACACACAAUUGCAGAAUGAAAGAAAAAAAAAAUCCAAACAAUUGCCAAACUCCAAGAUCUGUUGCCAGAAUGGGAGGAAGGGGAAGCGGCCUGGGAGGAAGUUAGUGUAAUUCUGGUUCAACUGACAGAGAAGGAGGGAGCUGGCGGCAGAGCUGAGGAAAGCUUAGGUCCCCAGAUGCGAGGUCCUGUGCUAUGAAGGCUGCCACACUGAUCUGGAGAGCACAGAACAUUGGGGAUGCUGGAGACAUGCAUUCGACCCUCCGUUCGCCCAUCCUCUUCCUCCCACAGGUCUCCAGUUUUUGUUUGUUUUGGAGAUAGGGUCUUGCUCUGUUGCUAAGGCUGGAUACAAACUUACAAAACUCCUGCCUCAGCCUCCCAAGCAGCCGGAUCCUGGGUGCGUACCACUGCGCCCAGCUCUAGGUUUCCGCAUCGUGAGCGCUGGUAGCUCCUUCGGCAGGACACCUGACCACUUGAAAGUAAGCUCAUUAUCCAUCUGUUUGAUGGGACAGGGGUUCAAACCUGACAACACAGUCCUGGCUUGGGCCCCCAGAAAGCCUCAUCACGCCAGACCCUAUGCCACAGCCUGUACAUCUGCUCCUGAGACAGAACAACCCGCUGGCCCCCAGCCUGUCAUAACUCCCCCGACUCUCCCCUCCCUCCUGAGCUGCCUGUUGGCAAUAGUGGUCUCACGUGAGAACUAAAAGAAAAAAACGCACACACUCGCAAUCAGUUCAAAUCAGCUGAGUUUGUCUAAGUAACACUCGGCUAGUAGAGACUUUGGACACGUGCUGCUGGCUUCAGACUGUGCUCAUGCUCAGUGUCCUUGAGCCCCGGUGAUUGCUGUCAGUGACUCACUGACUAAUCUCAUGAAGUUCGCUUCUAGCCUAGAAUUAGGAUUCUAAGAAGCUUCCAGGCAGAUCUGUUGUGGGAAGCAAGCUGGAGGAUUAGAGAAGCCCUAUUGAAUAAAAAUGCCCCAAAUCCUUACCAGGAAUUGGGGACAUCAGUCCUCACUUUCAAAACCAAGGCAAAUAAAAAACUUAAAUCCAAAACCCACCACAAAAUCAAGCCCACAAAACCUGACAGACCUCAGGUGGUGAGGGGGGAUGAGCAGCCCUAGGGCUUAUUCCCAUCAUGUGGUGUCCUGUGGGAGGGAUGGUCCCUAGAAGCCGAUAAUCCCCUUGCUCCAGAAGGAUGUCCUCAGGCAGGUGCCUCUCAGGAGGAAGGUUAGAGAACACAGCCUCCUGUCUGAGCUACAUCCCUUGUGACAAUAAAUUAAGAAAGGCCCAGACCUGGUUACCUGAAACACUCCUUAGAAGACUGAGGUAAGCGCCACUCCUCAGCAUGAAGUGCGCACUCCCAGAACUAGAACACCUUAUUCUAAAAACCUCAUUAGCUUUCCUUCCCCAAACCGCCACUGAAAACAUUCCAUUAGAGUAGAGCUUUUGGCCAAAGGUGCCUACUUUUCCGUGAGUUUUGGUCUCCUGAGACGGGAGCCUAGGGGAGUGCUUGGCAGAGCCACCGCUGCUGCUGAGGUACAAGGGCAACUGGGGAGGUGAAGGCCACGGGUAUGUUCAAACAUUCACAGUAUCAGAUCUACCUGAAGCAACUUCUUAUGUCUCUGACCAAAAGAAGCUCCAAAACAGAGCGCGCGCGAGGGAGGGAGAACAGCACUACAUUCUCAGCGGAGGUCUC
This is a messenger RNA of Urocitellus parryii (Arctic ground squirrel), 4376 nucleotides long. RefSeq names its product transmembrane protein 200B (gene Tmem200b). NCBI's taxonomy places the organism in Eukaryota, Metazoa, Chordata, Mammalia, Rodentia, Sciuridae. The record is from RefSeq and is a predicted model, not a curated record.